Erinaceus europaeus (western European hedgehog) is the source of this 2457-nucleotide messenger RNA. RefSeq names its product SLC2A4 regulator (gene SLC2A4RG). Gene Ontology annotation, biological process: regulation of transcription by RNA polymerase II. NCBI's taxonomy places the organism in Eukaryota, Metazoa, Chordata, Mammalia, Eulipotyphla, Erinaceidae. The transcript is spliced from 8 exons. The coding region runs from base 167 to 1297 and encodes 376 amino acids. Gene Ontology annotation, molecular function: RNA polymerase II cis-regulatory region sequence-specific DNA binding; DNA-binding transcription factor activity. Gene Ontology annotation, cellular component: nucleus. The record is from RefSeq and is a predicted model, not a curated record.
CCAAUGGACGCGCCAGGGCGGGGCGGGGCGGCCAGGGCUCUGGGCAGCUCCUCGCGGGCGGUGGCCGAUCCAGGGCUGGGGUCGGCGGCCCGGCCAACCCGGCCCGGCCCGGGGCCGCGUCCUGAGUGUCCGCCCUCGCCGCUGCAGCCUAGGCCUCCGGCCGGCCAUGGACCAUCCCCCGUCCCACAACGCCGGCCGGGACCCCGCGGCCGCUCCCGCCCCGAGCCCGGGCGCGCCGUGCUUGCGAGCGGAGGGCCCGGGCCUGCGCGCAGUGCCGGUGUCGGUAUCGGUGCCGGUGCCCGCGUCGCCGCAGGGCCCUGUGGGGGGCGGCGGCUUCGCGGGAUCGGAGCUCGCGCUGCCACAGGAGUCAGAGCCGAAGGCCGCCGACCUGGGGGCUGCAGGGCCGUGGGCGGGGGCGGCGGGACCACCGAGGCUGUCGGCGCACAUCCCCGUGCCCGCACUGAGAGUCCCCCCAGGAGCAACCCGGCUGGAGGAGGUCAUGGCUGCUGCCGCCCUCACAAGCCUGUCCACCAGCACUCUCCUUCUGGGGGCCCCAGCGGCAGCCUUCAGUCCAGAGCCAGGCCUGGAGCCCUGGAAGGAGCCCCUAGUGCAGCCACCGGGCAGCUGCUGCAGCAGUGGAGAUUGGGCCUGGGACCUGGCCAGUGACCAGUCCUCCUCUCCAGCAACCCCGUCACCUCCAUUACCCCCAGAAGCAGUCCACUUCCUGUUUGGGGAGCCUGCCCUCAGGAAGAGAAAGGGCCCAGCACAGGUCCUGUUCCAGUGUCUAUGGAAGCGAUGUGGGAAGGUGCUGAACUCAGCGUCGGGGAUGCACAGACACAUCCGCCUGGCACACCUGGGGCGGCAGGCAGAGCUGGAGCAGAGUGAUGGUGAGGAGGAUUUUUACUACACGGAGCUGGACAUGAGCAUGGAUGCGCUGGCUGAAGGGCUGUCCAGCUUAACCCCCACGUCCCCUGCAGCCACUGCACCGCCAGCCUUCCCACUCCUGGAGCUGCCUGAGCCCACAGCCUUGCCCUCAUUGCCGGCCCUGAGUUCUGGGAGUACCACCGAAGUGUUCCACAGGGAUCAUGCCUACCAGGGCUGCCCAGCACCCACCAGCCUGCAGCUACUGCCUGCUGUCAGGGCCUGCGCACCUGCCCUGCCCUCCAAGUGUGGCACCAACACAAGGAAGCCCCGGGGGGACGCCAAGAAGUGCCGGAAAGUGUAUGGCGUGGAGCGUCGGGACCUGUGGUGCACGGCGUGCCGCUGGAAGAAAGCCUGCCAGCGCUUUCUGGACUGACCCACGGGCUCCCAGGGGAGGGAAGAGCCCCACAGCCCCUGAUGCCUAACUGCCCCCAGCUGCAGGGUCUACUUUACACAGGGGAGUGGGGGAGCUGCAGACCUGGCCCCUUAGGGGGAGCCCCACCUCUCAAGUGCCUCUGAACAAACCAGCCUUUUGCACUAAAAGCAAACCACAAGAUUGUCCCCAUUCCCCUGACCCUGGUCGAGGGUCCCAGGGUUGGCUGCCCUCCCUGCCUGUUUGGCCACAGACUUAUCAAGGGUGCUGACAGGGACCAUAUGGGGGCCAUCUGAGAUGGGGGUGUGUGACUUGUAGGUUUUCAGGCCUGGGGCUGAUGCUGCACCAUGUCCUCAGACCUCAGGUGUUUUGUCUGGGUCAUGCCAGGAAAGGAGAAAUAUUAAAGAUUUGUGUUUUUUUUUCCAGAAACUGUGUCUGCCUUGGGGUGGGGUGGGCUUUGGGGGGCAUUGAAACAGAGCCCGGUUGCAGGUAGGAAGGGCUGGGGUCACUCUCCAGCCACCUCCACCCGGGUGGUCAUUGAGGGACACACAAGAAUUCACUUGAGCAGCAAUUUCCCAGUUUAUUGAAAGUGAUCGCUCUGCAAGAAUGUCUAAGCUAAUCCCGUCACAGAAAGGAAAACCGCAGGCAGCCCAGAGCGCACCGGGCAAACAAGAAACGCUAGACCACCCAAGGAGAGACUGUAACUGCUUGUGGCUGCAGAAAGUCGGACACAGAGCCAUGACCCUCGAUAACCAGCAGUGAGAAACCUCCCCCAAAUAUUAAACACAUCUCUGAUACAAACACAGGCUUAUAAUAAUUGAUAUAAAGUCGAUAUAAUAUAGAUUAUCCCCAGGAAAGAAAAAUUCAACAAUCUUCAAACACUGCCCUUCUUUGCCCAUUUUGUUCUUGACAGGUUGAAAGUGUGUUGAAAAAAUAAAUAUGUAAGAAAAGCACACACACACACACACACACACACACACACACGCACAUACACCAUCCUCAGGACAAGUAGUUCUAAAAGGGCUGCAUACAAAACACAAUAUAGGGUGUGGAGGGGGAAAAAAAUUCACGACCAUUAAGUAUGGCUUUCUUAAGAGUUGCACAUGUCACAGAAUGAGCUAAAAUAAGAUUAUCUUUCAUAAUAUUGCAAAAAGUUCCAGUUU